Molecule: messenger RNA, 2310 nt
Organism: Trichoderma breve
Lineage: Eukaryota; Fungi; Ascomycota; Sordariomycetes; Hypocreales; Hypocreaceae
Product: ATP dependent DNA ligase domain-containing protein
Exons: 8
Coding region: 1-2310 (769 amino acids)
Biological process (GO): lagging strand elongation; double-strand break repair via alternative nonhomologous end joining; DNA recombination
Cellular component (GO): DNA ligase III-XRCC1 complex
Molecular function (GO): DNA ligase (ATP) activity; ATP binding; DNA binding
Source: RefSeq, a predicted model, not a curated record
AUGUCGAGUCCGGCCAAGAAGAGGAAGCUCAACAGUGGCAAGAAACAGCCGGCAGCCCAAUCAAAGGGACUCGAGUACUUCUUUUCCAAGCAGAAGCAGCCGGAUGCGUUGAACACCUCGGCUGGUGAAGAUGGUGCUCCAAGCAGCUCAUCAGCUAUACUUUCCGAUGAGGAACUGGCACGGAAGCUACAAGCAGAAUGGAAUCAAGAGGUACCCAAUGACGUUCAUACCCCUUCUGGAGGCCAAGGUGCGACCCCAAUGGACAAAGAUGUUGGAUCUGUAGCAGAGACGGUAGAAGAUGGUUCCACACCCGCUUCUGCAAGUCAAACAGAGAAAUCCCCUCCGGAUACAACACCCAAGAAGCAGGAUGCCAAGAAGACGCUUUCUCUGCAAUCCACUGGAAUGGCCGAUGACACAGUAACAACGUCCAUUCCGCUUGACGAGUCGCCACUCACUUUUGAUCCGUCAAAGUGCUUCGUUCUUGUUAGCGCAACAACAAGCCGUAUCAAAAUCGUUGAUACUCUUGUAAAUUGUCUACGCAUUUUGAUAGAAGGCGAUCCUCCUAGUCUUUUACCAGCUGUCUGGCUGGCCACCAACUCUAUAUCGCCUCCAUACAUCUCCAUGGAGCUUGGGCUUGGCGGGUCUGCCAUUUCCAAGGCUCUCCGCCAAGUCUGUGGUCUGGAUAAUAGGUCUCUUAAAGCCAUAUUUGACAAAUAUGGAGAUCCUGGGGAUGUUGCGUUCGAAGCAAAGAAGAAACAGAGCUUCACACUGAGAAAGCCAAAGCCUCUCACAAUAAAGGGCGUCUAUCAAUCCCUGGUAAAGAUUGCUACUACUCAUGGGCAAGGAAGCGGUGAGAUAAAGCAGCGGAUCGUGGAUCGAUUACUGCAGGAUGCGCGAGGUGGAGAAGAGAGCCGGUUCAUUGUCCGAACCGUCUCGCAGUAUCUCCGCAUUGGUGCCGUUAAAACUACCAUGCUCAUUGCGUUAUCCAGAGCAUUCUCACUUUCUAAAGCCCCAGGUUCCGAGUACGAUACGAAGGAUAUUACAGAGCUAAAAGAGAUUGUCAAAGCAAGUUUUGCAAGACACCCAAACUACAACGACUUGGUUCCUGCACUCCUCGAUGUUGGGAGACCUCUCGGAGAUGCUCACAAAACUCCAGGGAAGGGAUUUUGCGUACACCUGGAGCUCAUGACAGAAAAAUAUCCGGACCUUGUGGAGCUGGUGCCCAAGAUUAGAGGAGAAGGCAUCGGUAGCUUUAUUAUGGAGGGAGAAGUUGUUGCCGUUGACCGAGAGACGGGCGAGCUCAAGAAUUUUCAGACACUGACUAAUCGUGCUCGAAAGGAUGUAGCAAUUGGAGACAUCAAGAUCGAUGUCUGUCUGUUUGCGUUUGAUCUGAUGUAUCUCAAUGGACAAUCUCUUUUGGACAGAUCAUUUCGAGAAAGGCGAGAGCUUCUUCGAUCCCUCUUUAUAGAGGUACCCCACCACUUUACUUGGGUUAAAAGCCUGGAUGCUACUUCUGGGGACUCCGAAACAGUUCUCGAGUUUUUCAAAUCUGCAUUGGAGAAUAAAUGCGAAGGUAUCAUGGUCAAAAUCCUGGACAAUAUCCCUGAUCUGUCCUUGGUGGAAGUUGAGCCUGGGCAACCUCUAGAAGACCCGGAAAAGUUAUCGCUCCCCAAGACUAAAACAAAAGGCAAAGGGAAGACAAAGAAUGCUACAAAGGGCGAUGGUGACGAAAAACCAGCAAAAUCUCGAAGGAAGCCGCUCUUGGCGACGUACGAGCCAGAUAAACGCCUAGACUCUUGGCUCAAGGUUAAGAAGGAUUACAAUUCAAGUUUCGACACGCUAGAUAUGAUUCCCGUGGCUGGAUGGCAUGGGCAGGGCAGAAAAGCGAAAUGGUGGUCGCCCAUCUUGAUGGCAGUACGGAAUGAGGAGAGUGGCACGCUCGAGGUGGUCUGCAAAUGCAUAUCGGGCUUUACAGACACUUUUUACAAAGCGAACAAGGAGUUUUACGAUAACGGGGAGGAAAGCGAUGUUUGGUUUGAGCCACAGGAGGUAUGGGAGAUGGCAUUUGCGGAUAUUACGCUGAGUCCAGUAUAUACUGCGGCAAUUGGGCUCGUGAGCGACGAGCGAGGUCUCAGUUUACGAUUUCCACGAUUCUUGAAGAAGAGAGAUGACAAGACUAUUGAUGAGGCGAGCACAAAUGAGUUUCUGGCCAACCUGUGGAGAAAGCAAGAAGCAAAGGCAGCAUCGUCAACGGCGAAGAAUGGAGAGGCUGAAGUGGAAGACGCAUUGGAUGGUGAGCAAGAUGAAUGA